This is a messenger RNA of Salvelinus namaycush (lake trout), 4651 nucleotides long. RefSeq names its product von Willebrand factor A domain containing 5B2 (gene vwa5b2). The coding region runs from base 1 to 4236 and encodes 1411 amino acids. Lineage: Eukaryota; Metazoa; Chordata; Actinopteri; Salmoniformes; Salmonidae. The transcript is spliced from 20 exons. The record is from RefSeq and is a predicted model, not a curated record.
AUGGUUGGCCUGAGAAACCGGUCCACGUGGGCCCCGCUGCUCCUCAAGGCCUCCUGCAUCAAGUCCUGUGCCAACGGCUGCUCCCUGGGCAUCACCGCACAUCUCACCUACGCCAACACAGACACCGAACCUGUGGAGGGUGUGUUUGUGUACCCGCUGGGGGAGAAGGAGGUGGUGGUGGGCUUUGAGGCGGUCAUCGCCGGCCGCAUGGUGGGAGUUCAGAUCCAGAGUCGGGGGAAGCUGGAGGAUUGCUGUCUGGACUGCUGCCCAGGAUCGGGGCUCGACGACCAAUGUGGCAACGGACGGGAGUGGGGCUGCUGCGGUGGAUCCAGCCUGGACAUGCAGUGCACUAACGGCCAUCUCAUCCUAGACGAAGACUUGGAGCGAACCACCUUCAUCGUAGGCACAGGGGUCAUUGGCUCGAUGGACAUCGUAUCUGUCGUCAUAAGUACGACCGUGGAACUCCCCACCUUGAAGAGUGGCGCGAUCCGCCUGGUCUUCCCAACAGUACUCACUCCCAUCGCCACAGGACGGGUGACUGCAAGCAAAAGCGAAAAUGGGGCGAAAUCCGACGAAACAGGACCCACCAGUUGUUUUGGAGCCACCUCAGGGAAACAGGAGAGGGUUUUGGGUUCGGAGCAACAGUGUGCCCAUGCCAUCUUCACCAGCCCUGCCACCAACCUGGCACCCUAUGAGCUCAACUUCCAACUGCUGGUCCGAGGGGCAUGCCUGCUGGCUGGUCUGGAAAGCCCUACCCAUGCACUCAGGGCAGAUGCAGACCCAAGCGCCCAGAGUGCUUCCUCCACCUACAUCACCCUGGCACAGGAACACCCCUAUGACAGACACAUAGAGAUCAUACUGCAUCUCAGCGAGCCUCACAGCCCAUUGGUCAUCCUGGAGAGGGGUCGGCUCACCUUCAGCCAAUACGAGCAGCAGAUCUGUUCCCGCCGCGACUUCAUUCGCUGUGCUCGCAAAGAGCUGGAACCAGAGAAGAAGUUGGAGUUUGUGAGAAAGCGGUACCACAAGGACAUCCUGAGCAGCCCGGUCCUGAUGCUCAACUUCUGUCCGGACCUGCUGUCUGAGCCUCCAGAGCUGCACCGUGCCACCAGGGAACUGCUCUUCCUCAUAGACCGCAGCGGCAGCAUGAGCGGCAGCAACAUCCACCGCAUCAAGGAACCAAUGGUGGUAGCUCUGAAGAGUCUUCCUCCAGGCACUAUGAUCAACAUCAUAGGCUUCGGCACCACCAUCAAAGCCCUGUUCACCACCAGCAAGCUCUGCACAGAUGUGACCUUGGCACAGUCCUGUGAGUACAUCCAGAAGAUGAGGGCUGAUAUGCGGGAAACCAACCUGCUGGGGGCGCUGUCCUGGGUGUAUCAGCAGCCUGUGCAGCGCUCCUGCCCCCGCCAGGUGUUCAUCAUCACAGACGGCAGCGUCAGCAGUGUGGGCAAGGUGCUGGAGCUGGUCCGCAGGAACACUUGUGCUGCCAGGUGCUUUGGUCUUGGCCUGGGCCCCAGAGCCUGCAGGAGGCUCCUACAGGGCGUUGCCAAGGUGACAGGUGGAACCACAGAGUUCUUGGGUGAUGAGGAGAGGCUGCAGCCCAAGCUGAUAAAGUCCCUGAAGAAGGCCUUUGAGCCAGUCCUCACAGAUGUACGUAUAGACUGGUACCUGCCUGAUAACAUGGAGGCGCUCCUGUCACCCAAUGAGAUCCCUCCACUUUACCCGGGGAAUCGCCUGAUUGGCUACUGUACCCUGUACGAUGUGUCUAGCUUCAGAGGCAAGAAGACUGAGGGGCGUGGUCGGGGCUAUAAAGGCUUGUCUCGGGGCUCGGUGGGCUCUGUGUUCGGCCUAUCCAACGACGAACUGUCCCCUCCCUCCGUGUCUGAGCUCCUCCCUCUGGUUACAUCAUCAGAAGGCGCAGACCUAGAGGAGGCGCUGAGGGAAAUCUCCCGGGAAAUCUCCUCAGAGUUCUCCUGUGCCAAAGACACCGACACUGGGACUAGUACAGGAGGAGAGGUGGAAUGGUCCAGUGAUGUUCGUCGUAGGAUCCAGGAGAGUUCUUACAUCCAGGAGCAGUAUGUUCUGACCCGCUGCUCCCUGAGCAGUGAGAGGGGGCUGCCCUACACUCACACGCCCUCCAUCUCCGACUCUAUGGGAGGCCCUUACCCCCCUGAUCUGCUCCCCAUCCCGUGCCUGGACACGGGCUCCCUGCCGCAGGGCCUCGAGAAGAUGGCUCCACCCGAACAGAGAAGCACCCUGUCCCGCUGGGGCGAGUCGCCAUGGCAACAGCCCGCCUCCUCCGAGAAUAUGGAUUCCGUGUCAAAAAAGGCAGGGCGUCUGUGUGGAGGGGAGGAAUCUCGAAGGAGACAGAGGGCAUUGGCUCGCUCAGCCAUGUCUGCAAGGAGUUUCUCCUCCCCCCAGGGUGAGCUGGACAUGCACCGCCUGCGGAGGGCACUAGAGAGAGUCUCCUUUGAUCAGGCGGUGGGGGGGAAGCUGGAGGAGAGCGAUGGGGAGAACCAGCCUACACCCAGAGGAGGGCUGUCCCGCAGGAGCCUCACUGACUCCAACGGCCUGCUGUUCCCUGUCUCUCCUCUGGACUGGGACAGCUUCACCGACCCGGAGUACCUGUUUACCGCCGCCCCCCUGGACGACCCCCCCACGCCCCCUGCCCAGUGCCGCUCCCUCAUCCACGGCCUCCUAGGAAGCAGGCCUGUUUCCUGGGAGGUCACCGUGGACCUGACACAACUCUGGGCCUCUGAGGACCAGGGGACAGGAGGGACAUCCGGGGGAGGAAGGGGAGACCUCUGGGAGGAAAUUAUCCACCAGCUAACCGCUCACUCUGCAAUCAGGGACUUUGAGAAGAUGGCGGAGAAGGAGAGUGACAUCGAGCACGGGCCUGCUAAGCGGUACCGUAUGAAAGCCAUCCAGACCAGUAAGAGCUGUAACAUCAUCUGUACGUACACAGCCUUUACUGCCACUGACGCCAACACCAGCAAGGGUCCAUCAGACACUGUGGAAGUGAGAAACACCGGGUUGCGUUUGGGGAACAGGCGGAGCUCCCAGUCAGGCAGUCGUAGACAGAAGGCCUACUCUGUGGGACUGGGCCGUCGCCCCUCCAGCAGAGACAGUGAGGAAUUUGAGGACACCUGCAACUCCACAGACAGGGAUGAUACUCCUGCCUCCCCAUGCAGCCUGAAGUCUUGGGACAGCAGUGCAGGGGGAAAUCCCUACCCUGCCAGUCCCUCAGCCGUGUCCGGCACCUCCUCCACCCGCUCCCAACGCUCAGUGGAGAGCAAGUCUGCGGAGAGCUUCUUUGGCUCCAGAUUCCCCCUGGGCAGACUAAGGUCAUCUAACUCCUCUGGGAAGCAGGCCCCUCUGAAGGGCCACUGUCUGUCUGCUGAGGCAGAGAAACACACAGACACUAAGACCCCAGACUACCUACCUCUGGUGCGUCUCCAGUUGGCCUCUGGGGCCUUCCUCCUGACAGAGGUCUACACUGACUGCAUCCAGAUCCCCCUGGACCGUCUGAAGAGGGCAUCCCCCUACAGCCUCCACCGCAGCAGCCUCAGCCCCCCCUUCCGCUGCACCUCCCCCAACGCCCCAACAAUCCCCUCCUCCACCACUACCACCAAGCUCCCAACUGGUACCCCCCUCCACCACACCACCACCUCUACCAAGCCUCCUAGUCUCCCCCAACACCACACCUCUACUGGUACCAAGCCCUUGGGUGGCCCCCACACCCCAGAUGACCCUCCCCUAAUCCUGGACCCCCAACUCCGCAGGAGACGCUUCUCCGACCGGUGCCAAGAGCCCCUGACGACCCUCCCCGACCCCCCUAGCUCCGAGGAAGGCUCCCCUGACAUGACAGGUGGCCCUAUCCCCCAGACCCAGGCAGACAGCGGGCGCGGCUCAGAGACUGACGUCUGUGAGGGUUCUCUGUUGGAUCCAGCAGCUCCAGACCCCCAGGGGAGCGAUCAGCUAGCUCUGGGGGACCUGGAGGGCUCGAGCUGGGCCACGGCUGUGGCUCUGGCCUGGCUGGAGCACCGCUGUGCAGGGUUUUUCAUGGAGUGGGAGUUGGUGGCAGCCAAGGCGGAUUUCUGGCUGCGGGGCCAGGAGCUGCCGGAGGGGGUGGACCUGGCCGGGCUGAAGGGGGCUGCCAGGCAACUGUUUCUGCUGCUCCGCCACUGGGAUGAGAACAUCCAGCUCAACAUGCUCUGCUACAAUCCCAACAACAUGUGACCACAUAGCCACCAUGUUAAAACCACCACAAUAUGUGAAAUGACUUAUUACCGUCCAUGACAACAUGUGAUAGUUACCAGUGUUUUCUCCUACUAGAACUUUGGUGUAGUUGCCUCUUACCUUAAAUCAUUUGUUUUUAAUAUCAGGAUCAGUUGAAAAAUGGUAUUUGCACCUCUGGUGGCUAAUACUAAUGCUUCUGUGCCCCGUCUACAUAAGAAACAGAUUCAAUUUUCCCCAGUGCAAAGAUCUUUUAAAAGCCAUUGACUUAGGUAAAUUGAGACUUGACUAACCCAAGUGGCCUUUAAGUACACCGUAUGAAACUACAAUAAUGACUUGAUCAUGUAAAGCUUGCAUUACUUUGAUUUAGUAUAUUUCUUUCUUAGCUGAAUGGCCUAUUAACUGGGUAGUAUGUCUA